AUGCACCCAACCCAACGCAGCGACUCGAGCCAAGAAGGCUCGGUCUAUCCGCCACCCUCGGCCCUCUCUGGCCGUUCAUCAAUCGCAUCCAGCAACGGUGCCCCAGCGUCGCCCCAGCCGGCCGUAUAUCGCCCGUCCGUCCGUGCGUCGUUGGUGCCGUCGAGUCCGAGCGUGACCCUGGCCCCGGUCGCCUGGAAUGCCGCCACCGGCCGCUCGGCCAAUGCAGACUCGACCUCCAACCCCACCCGGCGGCUCAGGACCUCGCUCAGGAGGGUCCAGCUCCAGGCGAACGGCAGCUUUGUUGUCGAGGUCCCCCUUUCGGCGCCGCUGAUCAGCAGACUCAAGUACCAGACCGAGGGCGAGUUCACAGAAUUGAGAUACAGCGCCUUGACUUGCAAUCCAGACGAGUUUUCCGACCAAUUCCAGCUCAAAGUAGCUCUCCAAAAGCGCACCAUCAAGUUUGCGAUUGUCUUGACGCUCCACAAUGAGGGCCCCGAGAUAUUCUGUCGAUCCCUCUUUGCAAUCUUCAAAAGCAUCAACUUUCUCUGCCGCCAAGGAGAGACCGACAAAUCAGAGUCCAUGGAUUGGCAGUCCGUUCUUCUCUGCAUCAUCACCGACGGUCGAAAAGAUCUCCACCCGGACAUUAACAACGUCCUCGGUUGCAUGGGUCUAUAUCUCGAUGGCCUUACCAAGAGCUCGGUCAAUGGCAAGCCCGUCAUAGCCCAUAUGUUUGAAGCGAUCUGCCAACAAGUCGUCGCCAGUGACCUGAGUCUCCAAAGUAACCAGCGUGACUCUGACCUCGUUCCCGUCCAGACAGUGCUCCUGAUGAAGGAGCAGUCCCAGAAGAGGCUGAACUCGCACCGCUGGUUCCUGAGUGGGAUCUGCAAGUCACUCAAACCAGAGACUUGCAUGUUUCUGGACACGGGUGUUGCCCCCAUGCCCGACGCAUUUUUGCGCUUGCAUCGCUCACUGUCCGCCAAUCCGCGAAUCGGUGUUUGUUGUGGAGAAAUCGCUGUCGAAACCAGCAUCCAAGGCUGCGAGCUACUCAACCCCCUCGUCGCCGCCCAGAACUUUGAGUACAAAGUGACCCAUCUUCUCGACCAUCCCUUCGAGUCGCUCAUGGGAUGCAUGGUUGAGCUGCCAACGUCGUUUUCGGCAUUCCGAUACAAGGCUCUGUGCGAGUCUCCGAUGCAGGCCUAUCUCAAAGGGGAGCUCGACCACGACCGAAUCGCCUUCAGUGCCGCCAACCGACGACUAGCAGGCGACCGCGUCCUUCCCUUUGAGCUUGUCGCCCAGGAUGGCAAGCAGUGGGUCUGCAAGUACAUCUUCUCGGGCAAGGCCAAAAUACGGGUGCCCAGUAGCGUCCAUGGGGUUCUGCAGCAGCGCAAGGCGUGGGUCAACCGUUCGUUCUUUGCGUCGCUGCGCUCGGUCCGUCGCAUCGUCGCCAUCCGACGCACCAAGCACUCGAUUCAACAGAAGGCCGUCUUUCUGUUCCAGAGCAUGUACAAUAUCCUCCGCCUGACGCUGUCGUGGUUUGGGAUCGGCAUCAUGUACAUCCUCUUCGUCUUUAGCUUCAUGAUGGCCACGUCCGAAAGUGACUUGAGCGGCAACGACUCGCAGGCGGCAACGACCCUGGACCUGUACUAUCCCUACGGCGGCGUGGUUUUCCAAGUCCUGCGUCUGGUCUUCCUUGCGGCGCUCUGUGCUGCACUGGUCUCGUCGCUCGGAACCAAGCCGCAGAUGACGCCCAUGACGUUCAUGAGCCUGUGGUUGGCCUUUGCCCUCAUCUGGAUCUUCACGGUCGUCAACCUUGGAUGCGUAGCCACCCAGACCAUGACCACAAUCAUUCGAACGGCCCCAGCAGCACUCGGUAGCGACGUGCGCUUCGACGGACGGCUUUUCGCCUACGCCAUGCAGUUCUCAGGCUUCCGCGACAUUAUUGUGCCCGCGGCGCUCAACCUCGUCGCGGGAUUGAUGGCCUUCCUGAUAGCGCUGGACCCACUGCCAGUCUUUACUUCAUCGCUCCAGUACAUCUUGUGGCUGCCUGGAUACGUCAACCUCAUUUCGGUGUUUGCAUUCACGAAUCUGCAUGAUGUCUCCAUGGAGCUCCGCCCCGAGCCAUCCCCCACUUUGGGCAUGGACUCUGUUCAGUCGUAUUCCGAUCCUCUCAGCCGCAAGCAUACCCAGCUCGCAUCUACCGGUGUUCCAGACGACCUGGACGAGCAGUACAUGCAUUUCAAUAAGCUUCGGCAGAGCCAACAGAAAGACUUGUCUGCCCGUCCAGCCAAGCAAAAGACCGACCACACGACCGAACAGACGGACUACUUCAAGAUGCUGAGAACGCAGAUCAUCUUGGGCUGGCUCGUUGCGAACGGAGUCCUCUGCUGGGCCUUUACGGGUGCUCCCUACGUCAAGUCUCUGAAUAUGUACCCGCAUCCCGAGUUUGGCAUCCAGAUGAACCUGUUUCUUGUGGGUUUGAUAUGGCUGUGGACCGGGAUGAACCUGCUGCGAUGUCUCGGGGCGAUGAUGUACAUGAUCAUCGGCCGCCGCUGAGACGACAUCGCAAUGAGAGCGCCAGUCCAUCCCGUGCUGCAGAAUCAGGCCCAGACUCAAAGCACUGGCCGUUUCUCCCUACCAAAGUAGCUUGUUUCUGUUGCACGGCAUUGCAAUCUACAGAGGGCUCAAUACAUAUCCAAUGCGCGAA
Polychytrium aggregatum is the source of this 2704-nucleotide messenger RNA. Its product is annotated as chitin synthase-domain-containing protein. The coding region runs from base 1 to 2553 and encodes 850 amino acids. The transcript has 4 exons. Gene Ontology annotation, cellular component: cell septum; cell periphery. The record is from RefSeq and is a predicted model, not a curated record. Gene Ontology annotation, molecular function: chitin synthase activity. NCBI's taxonomy places the organism in Eukaryota, Fungi, Chytridiomycota, Chytridiomycetes, Polychytriales.